Molecule: messenger RNA, 903 nt
Organism: Symbiodinium necroappetens
Lineage: Eukaryota; Dinophyceae; Suessiales; Symbiodiniaceae
Source: the annotation of a GenBank genome assembly
GAGCUGGGUUUGGAGUUCACGGAUGGUGCUUUGGUCAUUGCGGAUGAUGCAGCCGUGCACAGGGACGAAAAGUAUGCAACCCUCCGGAAGCUAUGGGAGGAGGAGAACAACUGCAUACUCCUCGGCUGCGAUCGGCAGCACCCUGUACAAGUGCCUGGUGGAUUUGGUGCAGCCGGCGCAGCAAACGACCAGUGGCACAACGCAUGGCGGCUCCUGCGCCGAGCCUGGCUGCGAAAGGCGGACGUCUAUGCCCGGCAGUGCCUGCGGCAGCACCGCUCGGGCAACAUCAUUAUGGCAGCUUGGCACCGCCUUGGGUACAUUGAUGUGGAGGAGCUCGCCAAGCGCAAGUUGGGUGGCGACCUUGAUCAGCUUGAUGCCGCCCUUUCACAUGUACCCCACUCCAUGGCCACCCUGUUGAAUUUGGACGCACUGCCAGACUUAGGGUUGGUGCCAGCUGCGGAGGAGCUGGACAACAGCAAAGUCUUGGAUGCGCUGAUCGGUUGCAAACAUGUUUGGUGGUUUCAUGACGAGGAGGACCUCUGCCGCCCACUCCCGGCUUGGUUGAACAAAGGUUUCACACCUUCACAACAAAAACGCUUCGACACAUGGACCACCCAAUCAUCACGGACCAUAUGGGUGCAGCCGACUCGGUGCACGGCAACCUUGCAAAGCGGCAAAGAUGGUGGCAAACUGCUGACCAUUCAUCUGUCCAGGGACCCAAAUGAGCUCUUCGUGCAGCUCGGUCAGGAUGCACCCAGUGACGUCGUGCCGGCAACGGUGGAGGCGGAACCAGCUGAGCUCCAUGGUGAGGAGAUCUUCAUGGAGGGUGAUGAGGUUGCUCCCGGCGAGCAGCCCCAGGCUGCGUGGGACUGCGUCUGGGUGACGGCCAGCAAACAUGAAUAA